AUGGUUCUUGCUGGACAAACACCAGACACCACCUAUGAUUGGAGAGGAAGCGAUGAUAAAUUAUGAAAGUUUCUUGAAGGUUGGUGACAAAGCUGGAUCAAAGUGUAGGCAAUUUUUUACAGCAAAAAUCUUUGCUAAACUCCUUCAUACAGAUUCCUAUGGAAGAAUUUCUAUCAUGCAGUUUUUUAAUUAUGUCAUGAGAAAAGUUUGGCUUCACCAAACAAGAAUAGGACUCAGUUUAUAUGAUGUUGCUGGACAAGGGUACCUUCGAGAAUCUGAUUUAGAAAAUUACAUAUUGGAACUUAUCCCUACUUUGCCGCAAUUAGAUGGGCUGGAAAAAUCCUUUUAUUCUUUCUAUGUUUGCACUGCUGUUAGAAAGUUCUUCUUCUUUUUAGAUCCUCUAAGAACAGGGAAGAUAAAAAUUCAAGAUAUUUUAGCAUGCAGCUUCCUAGAUGAUUUAUUGGAGCUAAGGGAUGAGGAACUGUCUAAAGAAAGUCAAGAAACAAACUGGUUUUCUGCUCCCUCUGCACUGAGGGUUUAUGGCCAAUAUUUGAAUCUUGAUAAGGAUCUCAAUGGCAUGCUCAGUAAAGAGGAACUCUCACGCUAUGGAACUGCAACUAUGACCAAUGUCUUCUUAGACCGUGUUUUCCAGGAAUGUCUCACUUAUGAUGGAGAAAUGGACUACAAGACCUACCUAGACUUUGUUCUUGCGUUAGAAAACCGAAAAGAACCAGCAGCUCUGCAGUAUAUUUUUAAACUGCUUGAUAUUGAGAACAAAGGAUAUCUGAAUGUCUUUUCUCUUAAUUAUUUCUUUAGGGCCAUACAGGAACUAAUGAAAAUCCAUGGACAAGAUCCUGUUUCAUUUCAAGAUGUCAAGGAUGAAAUCUUUGAUAUGGUAAAGCCAAAGGAUCCUUUAAGAAUCUCUCUUCAGGAUUUAAUCAACAGUAAUCAGGGAGACACAGUAACCACCAUUCUAAUUGAUCUGAAUGGCUUCUGGACAUACGAGAACAGAGAAGCCCUUGUUGCAAAUGACAAUGAAAAUUCUACAGACCUUGAUGAUACAUGAUAUCUGAAGG
Messenger RNA from Elephantulus edwardii (Cape elephant shrew), 1076 nucleotides. It is a transcript of the gene PPP2R3C, whose product is annotated as protein phosphatase 2, regulatory subunit B'', gamma. Gene Ontology annotation, cellular component: spindle; centrosome. The record is from RefSeq and is a predicted model, not a curated record. The coding region runs from base 35 to 1066 and encodes 343 amino acids. Gene Ontology annotation, biological process: B cell homeostasis; cortical cytoskeleton organization; positive regulation of B cell differentiation. The transcript has 10 exons. NCBI's taxonomy places the organism in Eukaryota, Metazoa, Chordata, Mammalia, Macroscelidea, Macroscelididae.